Messenger RNA from Columba livia (rock pigeon), 911 nucleotides. Its product is annotated as dromaiocalcin-1-like. Gene Ontology annotation, molecular function: signaling receptor activity. The record is from RefSeq and is a predicted model, not a curated record. The coding region runs from base 211 to 708 and encodes 165 amino acids. NCBI's taxonomy places the organism in Eukaryota, Metazoa, Chordata, Aves, Columbiformes, Columbidae. The transcript has 5 exons.
AGGUGGUGGGUUCUGGGAUGGUGGGUGCUGGGGCAGAUGAUGGGUUCUGGGGUGGUGGGUGCUGGGGUAAGCGGUGGGUGCUGGGGUGGUGGGUGCUGGGGCAGGUGGUGGGUUCUGGGAUAGUGGGUGGGUGCUGGGGCAGGCGGUGGGUGCCCUGGCCAGCCCCACACCCCACUCCAGCCACCCUUUUCUCUGCAGGGAAGGGAGAGGAUGGGAGCAGCUGCUGUCCUGGGGCUCUGCCUGCUCGGCUGCCUGGCCCUGCACCCCUCACUGCCAGGGGCGCAGGCCAACAAGUGUCCCCGGAGCUGGCUGGACUUCAGGGGACACUGCUACGGGUACUUCGGGCGGGAGCUCAGCUGGAGGAAGGCAGAGGCUUGGUGCAAGGCCACCCGCGGGGGGUGUCACCUGGCCUCGCUGCACACGCCCGAGGAGCACCGCGCCCUGGCGGCCUUCAUCGCCCAGCGCCAGCACCGCGACGAGGAGGAGGAGAGCGUCUGGAUCGGCCUCUACCACCGCCCCCAGAGCCAGGCCUGGAUGUGGGUGGACGGGUCCCCCAAGCGCUACUCGGCCUGGGAGGGGGACGAUUUCCCGCGGGGGCGGCUGUGCGCGGCGCUGGAGGACUCCGCGGGUUUCAUGUCCUGGGAGGACGAUUCCUGCGGCGACAGGAAACCCUUCGUCUGCAAAUACAGAGCCCAGGGGGGGCCCUGAGGCAGCGCCCGGAUGCGCCCGCACGCCGUGUGCCCCUGCGGCACACCCCAAAUCCCCGGACCCUGCACCCCAUUGCGGCGUGCAGCACACCCAGACCCGGGCCCCCAAACCCCUGCCCCACUGCACCCCUCACAGCCCCCCCAAACCCCUCUGCCCCACUGCAGCCCUCACAGCACCCCCAAACACCUCUGCCCUACUGCACC